AUGACAAUCGGCACAUGGAAUGUGCGUACCCUACUUGACCUAACAGACAAUGAAAGGCCCCAUCGACGAACUGCCAUCAUUGCACACGAAUUGAAGAGAUAUGGAAUUGACAUCGCAGCACUAAGUGAGACCCGUCUCUCUGAAGAGGGUUCACUUACAGAAGUAGGGGAAGGCUACACCUUCUUCUGGAAAGGCCUACCAGAAGGAGUACAACGUAAUUAUGGUGUAGCCUUUGCUGUCAAAACAUCAAUGCUGUCAUCAAUUCCACAGAGCCCGAUAGGAGUAAGUGAACGCCUUAUGAGUUGGCGUAUACCAUUAACAAAUAGCCGGUACGCAACUCUGAUUAGUGCUUAUGCUCCCACACUGGAUGCAGAAGAAUCAAAAGAUCGGUUCUACUCACAGCUUCACACCUUAUUUCAAUCAAUUCCCCAUGAUGACAAAAUCAUACUCCUAGGUGAUUUUAAUGCAAGAGUUGGUCGUAAUCACCAGCUUUGGCAGGUGAUCAUGGGACGACAUGGGGUUGGAAAAUGCAAUGAUAAUGGACUACGCCUGCUGACCUUCUGUUCCCAGCAUAGUCUAGUUAUCACUAAUACUUGCUUCCAACUCCGUGAUAUGUUCAAGACAACUUGGAUGCACCCAAGAUCAAAAACAUGGCAUAUCCUAGACUAUGCUAUUGUUAGGCGCAAAGACCUGCGUGAUGUUGUGAUUACCAGAGCCAUGAGAGGGGCUGAUGGAUGGACUGACCAUCGCCUUGUCCGAACUACCAUGAAGCUCUGUAUACGUCCUCCUGCACGGCGCCAACCACCGCUUUCCAGGUUAAAUCUCAACUCCCUAAACGACCCAGUUAAAAGAAACUCUUUUCAAGAAAUUGUAGGAACACGUCUAUCAGAUCCCAAUCAACCUGUCUUUCCUCCAACACAAGAAGGUCUGAACCAGAAUUGGGACCAUGUGAGCAACAUACUUCUCGACUCGGCAACAUCUAUCCUCGGCACCACCAAGAGGAAGCAUAGAGACUGGUUCGACGAGCAAGCACCAGAUAUUCACAACCUACUAGAAGAAAAAAACAAAGCUCACCAAGCAGCUAUUAACAACCCAAAUGCUACAACAAGCGCAACCUUUGCAGAAGCUAGGUCCAAAAGAACUGCAACUUGCCCCAUUAGAAGUGCAGACGGGUCCAAACUCAUCACUGAUAAAAAAGAAAUACUGGACCGCUGGGCCGAGCACUACCAACACCUUCUAAACAGAAGCAACCCCUCUGACCCCACUGUCUUUGAAAAUCUCCCUGAAUUUCCCACAAUUCCAGAAUUGGAUAACAUGCCCACACGCCAAGAAGUGCAUAUGGCAAUAAUCAGCCUAAAAAACAACAAGGCUGCUGGUCCUGAUGGCAUACCUGCUGAAAUCCUGAAGCAUGGAGGAAAUGCCAUCCUAGACUCUCUGCAUGACAUCUUCCAGAAAGUCUGGGCCUCCAGUUGCUGUCCACAAAAAUGGAAAGAUGCAGACAUCGUGAGCAUCUUCAAAAAGAAAGGAGACAGGGCUGUGUGCGGAAAUAGCAGAGCAUCUCCCUUCUUGCGACCUCGGCUUCUUGCCCAUAUCACUGAGGGAGUCCUGCCGGAAUCGCAGAGUGGCUUCAGAAAAGAACGAAGCACUGUAGACAUGGUGUUUAUUGCUAGGCAACUCCAGGAAAAGGCCAUUGAACAACAGCAAGAUCUCUACAUGGUCUUCGUUGACCUAGCCAAAGCAUUCGACACUGUCAACAGAACUCUGCUCUGGGAAAUACUAAGAAAAUUUGGCUGCCCCCCCCACUUUCCUGGCAGUACUUAA
Penaeus vannamei (Pacific white shrimp) is the source of this 1821-nucleotide messenger RNA. Lineage: Eukaryota; Metazoa; Arthropoda; Malacostraca; Decapoda; Penaeidae. The record is from RefSeq and is a predicted model, not a curated record.